GAGAGUGUUGGUGCUACGUCAUUCAGAGACCACCCUCACACAGUGCUACUACUGACUCACUAAUGUCAGAUGAGCAGACGACUCUUGUGAUUCAUAGUGAAGGGAAAAUGAGGUGUGAAUACGGCUGAAAGAUCGCCGCUGUAUUGUAGUAUUGUGUGUUUGAAAAUCUUGACCUCCAAGAUGGAUAUGAUGGAUGGAGAGACUGUGUAUAACUCUCACGACGACUCCCAUAUCGUUAUGUCAGAGAAAGUACAGUCUCUAGCAGGUAGUAUCUAUCAGGAGUUUGAACGAAUGAUCGUGAAGUAUGAUGAAGAUGUGGUCAAGGAUUUAAUGCCCCUAGUAGUCAACAUCUUGGAAUGUCUUGACCUUGCCUACACUGAGAACCAAGAACAUGAGGUGGAGGUGGAGUUACUGCGAGAGGAUAACGAGCAGCUGGUUACGCAGUAUGAACGGGAGAAACAGCUCAGGAAAGUUUCGGAGCAGAGACUGCUGGAGCUGGAGGAUGGCAUGGAAGAGGAGAAGAAGCAGUGCCAGUCCCGAGUGGAGACGCUCGAGUCCAUUGUGCGGAUGUUCGAGCUCAAAAACAGAAAUGCAACUGACCAUGCAAAUCGGAUGGAAGACAAAUCAGAAGAAUUGAAAAAUGAGUAUACAAAGCUGCACAAUCGAUAUUCAGAGCUAUUCAAAACUCACAUGGACUACAUGGAACGCACCAAGAUACUCAUGGGCACUGACCGACUCGACCAGCUUGGAACCUCCAGAGGCAGGAUCUCUGGGUUUACCUUAGGCAAUCUCAACAGUAUACCUUUCAGAUCAUCGGGUCCACUUUCCUUUGGCUUCAACUCACUAGACCCCAAUAAAUCUAUAACUUCACCAGUGGACAUGAGUGGGUCUGCAAAUGGCAUUGUACAGAUCACGUCCCUCAAAAAUGAAUUGCAGGAAGCACAAGUUGGGCCAGACACUCCAGUUGUACACACAGACAAAGGUCAGCUGACGGACACAAUUGAACAGGCUGAUCGGGAAACGGCCACAAAAGGAGGAUGGGUAGAUGGAUUUACUCCAGAAUCAGAAGUUAUGUCAUCACCAGAGAUGGAAGAUCUUGAGGACAUAUCUAUGGACACCAGUAUUGGUCCUGAGGGUAAACCACCUGGCAGAAUUAAGUCAACCACUACAAAACAUAAAGAGGAGCGAACAGGAAACACGCUCUACCAAGAAUUACAGUUCCAAGAACCUGAUGCCUUAGCAGAAAUGGAUGAAGGAGCAGACAUCACAGACAGUGGGAGUGAGGAAGGUGGGAACUCUCCCACGUACUCUGUCACAGACAACUUCUUUGGAAUGGGUAAAGAAGUGGAAAAUCUCAUCAUGGAAAAUAAUGAGCUACUGGCUACCAAGAAUGCCCUAAACAUAGUGAAAGAUGACCUUAUUGCCAAAGUAGAUGAACUAACAAGUGAGCAAGAGAUAUUACGAGAAGAGAUAAAGUCCCUGAAUGCUGUGAAAUCAAGAUUAAAACUACGAAUCACGGAGUUGGAGGAUGAGGUGAAGAAGGUCAAGGAAGAGGCCGAGAAAAAUGCUAAAGCUAACAAGUCUGAUGAUGAAGAGGAUGUACCAAUGGCUCAGCGCAAGAGGUUUACUAGAGUUGAAAUGGCACGGGUGUUAAUGGAACGUAACCAGUAUAAGGAGCGGUUUAUGGAGCUUCAGGAAGCAGUACGCUGGACAGAAAUGAUUCGAGCCUCCAGGAAUGAUCCAAGCGUAGAUAAGAAAAACAAGCAAACUAUAUGGAAAUUCUUUAGUAACCUGUUUAGUACAUCUGAAAAACCUCAAAGAAAGCCUCUUCCCUAUGGUAAUGUUCGCUACAGUGCUCCAGCCCAUCAAGUCACUCCAGCACUAGACACAAUGCGUCGCAAGAACCUCUCUGACCACAGACGCAAAGGUCUCGAGAUCUUUGAUACAGGAUUUGACAGUCCUGAAGACGUGAGCCGGGAACCAUCCCCCCUCAACUUCCUCUCCCCCACCAUUAGUUCCUCAGAGAAGCUGCAACAGCGUCGUGCCACGGAGAGACGAGAACAAUACAAGCAAGUUCGUGCACACGUUAAGAAGGAUGAUGGCCGCAUGCAAGCCUAUGGGUGGAGUUUGCCUGCUAAAACAGGUCAAAAGGCCAUUGAGGGACCUCAGGCUCAACCCAAGAGCACUUCUUCAACACACGUGCCUGUUCCUGUACCUGUAUACUGUCGUCCACUUAUGGAGAAGGAGCCAGGGAUGAAGAUCUGGUGUGCUGCAGGAGUUAACUUGACAGGAGGAAGAACAAAAGAUGGUGGGAAUAUUGUAGGUGCCAGUGUUUUCUACUCCGGUGACACAGAGACAACAAUAAUUAAACCUGAAGAUGAAAUAGAUAAAUUAGAUAUGGAACUGAAGCUGGAACCGGUCAGUGUGACACUACAGGAUACAUCUCUGCCUUCUGGAGAGGAAUCAAUGACUCCUCACAAUAACAGUCCCCUUGAACCUCCUGAGGAUGCUCAGGGAACUUCUCAUAACUACCAGUCACCUCAGCCUCCUGGAGAUGAUGUGGAGUCUCCUUCUGACCGCCAGCCACCUCAGCCUUCUGGGGAUGAUCUGGAAUCUCCUGCCCGCCAGCCACCUCAGCCACUUGAAGAUGUUCUGGGAACUUCUCCAGACUGCCAUCCACCUCAGUCUCUGGAACAUGAAAAAGAUAGAAAAGAAGGAGAACUUCUAGAGCAAACUCUUUCGUCUCUAGUUUGGAUAUGUACAUCUACCCACUCCAUUAGUAAAGUUACAGUCAUCGAUGCUAAUAACCCAGCAGACAUCCUCGAAUCAUUCCAUGUCUGCUCUUCACAUCUUCUCUGCAUAGCUAGUGUUCCAGGUGCCAAAGAGUCUGACUACUCCAUUGAUGAAGAUCUGAAUAAGUUAGUUGAGGAGUCACAGCAAAACAAUUGUGAUAACCCGGAUGAUACUAGUGCCAAUGAGAACAAAAAUAAAGAGGAGAGCGGUCCGUCCAUGGGGACCCUUUCCUUCAUAAGCUGUGCUGCUGGCAGUGAAACAGGGGCACCUGAUUCACCCUCAGAGAAGGAGCCUGAAGAAAUUAAACCUGUUCUGCGCAAAGAAACAAUCACCUGUACAGAUCCAGAUCAAGAUGCAGACAGGGCCGAAGUAAUAGAAAAUUCAGAAGAGGAAGAAGUUCCUACACGAAGACUACUCAAGGAGCCGGAGGGUAUUGUUAAAGAUGGAGUAGAAGAGGUAGAACCCUCUCAAGAUUCAAGUGUAGUAACUGAGGAAGUAGAAAAGAUGUCAUCUGUCCUGUCAACCAUGUGGCUUGGCUCACAAAGUGGCUCAAUAUAUGUUCAUUCAGCAGUCCGCCACUGGAAGCGCUGUCUACACUCGAUCAAGCUCAAGGACUCUGUGUUGUCCAUUGUACACAUCAAAGGUCGAGUCUUGGCUGCUCUUGCAGAUGGCACUGUGGCCAUAUUUCACCGGCAGGGAGAUGGACAAUGGGACUUGACCAAUUACCAUCUCUUAGAUCUAGGCAAACCUCAUCAUUCCAUCCGGUGCAUGCAUGUUGUACACAACAAAGUUUGGUGUGGGUACCGCAACAAAAUUCAUGUUGUUGACCCUAGGAUUAUGAAUGUAGAAAAAUCGUUUGAUGCCCACCCACGUAAAGAAUCACAAGUAAGACAGAUGGCCUGGAUUGGUGACGGUGUUUGGGUGAGCAUUCGGUUAGAUUCAACCCUUCGGCUCUACCAUGCACACACACACCAACACCUUCAAGAUGUUGAUAUAGAACCUUAUGUAUCUAAGAUGCUUGGUGUCUUCCCUGGAGGUACUAAUCAACAGUAUUAUUACAUCAGGAGUUGUGAUCUUAAGAUGUCAUUCUGAUGUGUUCACUUUACAGUAACAAUUAGUUGAAAAUUAGUCUCUGGAGCUGUUAUCUUAGGUUAAGCUUCCCAAUUUUUAACCAGCUGCUGUAAGAUUCGGAGUUAUAAUAUUUUUGUUUUGAAAAUUUUAACCCUUAAACUGCCCAAACGUA
Messenger RNA from Cherax quadricarinatus, 4036 nucleotides. Lineage: Eukaryota; Metazoa; Arthropoda; Malacostraca; Decapoda; Parastacidae. The record is from RefSeq and is a predicted model, not a curated record.